AUGGAGGAGCUCCCGCCUGAGCUGCUGGUCCAUAUCUUGAGCUUCGUGAGCACUCAGGACAAACACUCAGUCCGCUGUUGCUCCCGCUUCCUUCAGCUGAUCGCGGACCAGCCACCUCUGUGGAAAGGCUACGUGGUGUUCCUCAGCUGUCUGCGCCGCUACAGCUACGGCUUCUGGGAGACGCUGAUACGCCGAAGGAUCUCCACCAUCCAGGUUCGUCACUUGAGGCGUAAGGAGUGGCGGCGCCUCAUCACGUUCCUGCCGACGCUGACAUCCAUUGUGUUUGUGGACGGAGGACGUCUUUACAGAGAGAAAUACCUGUCCAAUCUGUCCCACUUCCCAGAGCUACGACAACUCGCUGUCCGCAACGCCACCUGGGAGGAGCGUCUGCUGAGCUGCAGCCUGGCGGAUCAGCUGGGACAGCGUUUGACCCACCUGAGUGUGUGCAAUGUUCGCCUGCCCUGGCCUGUAGAGUUGGUGUCGGCUGUCUCUCACCUGGUAAACCUGCGAUGGUUGCAGUACCAUCAACAUGCUGAAGGCCUGGGGGGAAGUACCAUCCGGCCGGUGCCCCGCUCUGCCUUCCACUCCCUCAUGGUGCGGCUCACCCACCUGAAGCACUUGUCCUGGGGCAUGAAGGGGGAGCCUCCUGAACCCCUGGAGGAGGACUACUUCAGCCCGCAAGACCCAAACCAUAAAGACGGAUGGCGCUAUGGAGGCCCCGCCCUCACAUCUCUGGAGCUGGUGGAUUAUCCUGAGGCCAUCCUCCCAGAGAGCGCCCUGGAGAACCUUUCCUCCCUCAGGGCCCUCACCGUCAGGUACAAGUCCAUCCAUCAGGGCCUGGAGUGUAGGCUCAAGCACUGGCUCAACCCUCUGCACCAGCUGCAAGAGUUGACCAUCGCAGGUGGACACUCCAUCUCAAAUUAUGCGUGCUCCAUCCCGCCAUCAGUGACGCGGCUCACACUGCGACUGUCGCUCACAAACAAAGACCUGGAGAUUCUGGCGCCGAGGGUCCCGAGCCUCACGCACCUCAACAUUGAACAGACGCGCUCCAAUGGCUCCAUGUGCAAACGUAUCCCCCAGCUGUUCCCCAACCUGCACUCAUUGAGUAUCCGGUUCAUGCGUCGUGAGCCUGAGAAGGACCUACUCCACUUGCAGAGGCUGCAACACUUGGAGCACCUGGAGCUAAUUGCAGAUCGCUGUUGUCUGAAAGGGAAGCUGUGGCCAACUCCUGAGCUGCUGUCUUUGAUCAAACAACUGCAGAAAGUCUGUCGUAGCCGUCUGCGCGUUGAGACGCAGCGCGCAGCCAGAAGCCCGCACACCUGCGACUGCCUCCAGGACGGCCUCAAGUGA
Messenger RNA from Knipowitschia caucasica, 1350 nucleotides. The record is from the annotation of a GenBank genome assembly. Lineage: Eukaryota; Metazoa; Chordata; Actinopteri; Gobiiformes; Gobiidae.